Messenger RNA from Mustela erminea (ermine), 1701 nucleotides. It is a transcript of the gene TPM3, whose product is annotated as tropomyosin 3. Gene Ontology annotation, biological process: actin filament organization; muscle contraction. The coding region runs from base 90 to 944 and encodes 284 amino acids. NCBI's taxonomy places the organism in Eukaryota, Metazoa, Chordata, Mammalia, Carnivora, Mustelidae. The transcript has 9 exons. Gene Ontology annotation, molecular function: actin filament binding. The record is from RefSeq and is a predicted model, not a curated record. Gene Ontology annotation, cellular component: actin filament.
AGUCGGUCAGGCAGCAGCCCCUCCCCUCUGCCCUCGGUCUCCAGUUCUCCAGUGCUGACGGGUCAGCUCACCAACAGCCACUGCUCACGAUGGAGGCCAUCAAGAAGAAGAUGCAGAUGUUGAAGCUGGACAAGGAGAAUGCUCUGGACCGGGCGGAACAAGCCGAAGCUGAGCAGAAGCAGGCGGAAGAGAGGAGUAAGCAGCUGGAGGACGAGCUGGCGGCCAUGCAGAAGAAGCUGAAAGGGACGGAGGACGAGCUGGACAAGUUCUCCGAAGCGCUGAAGGACGCCCAGGAGAAGCUGGAGCUGGCGGAGAAGAAGGCCGCUGACGCCGAGGCUGAGGUGGCCUCCUUGAACCGCAGGAUCCAGCUGGUUGAGGAAGAGCUGGACCGCGCCCAGGAGCGCCUGGCCACUGCCCUGCAGAAGCUGGAGGAAGCUGAGAAAGCUGCUGAUGAGAGCGAGAGAGGUAUGAAGGUUAUUGAGAACCGAGCCUUAAAGGAUGAAGAAAAGAUGGAACUCCAGGAAAUCCAACUCAAAGAGGCCAAGCACAUUGCAGAAGAGGCAGAUCGGAAGUAUGAAGAGGUGGCUCGGAAGUUGGUGAUUAUUGAGGGGGACUUGGAACGCACGGAGGAACGAGCUGAGCUGGCAGAGUCCCGUUGCCGGGAGAUGGAUGAGCAGAUCAGACUGAUGGACCAGAACCUCAAGUGUCUGAGUGCUGCUGAAGAAAAGUACUCGCAAAAGGAGGACAAAUACGAGGAAGAGAUAAAGAUUCUCACGGAUAAACUUAAGGAGGCAGAGACCCGUGCUGAGUUUGCUGAGAGAUCGGUCGCGAAGCUGGAGAAGACAAUUGAUGAUUUGGAAGAUAAGCUGAAAUGCACCAAAGAGGAGCACCUGUGCACACAGAGGAUGCUGGACCAGACUCUGCUGGACCUGAAUGAGAUGUAGAGCACCCAUCCCGCCCGCCGCUGCUCCUCCCUCUGCCCCGACUCCGCCUGAGGCCGGCCUGCCCGAAGCCGGCCUUGCAACUGAGGGCUGAUCUUUAACUGGAAGGCUGCUUUCUCCUCUUGCCGCCUCUCCCACCCCAACCCCUGUCUUUUUCGCCAAACUGUCUCUGCCUCUCCCUAGAGAUUCCAGCUGGGCUUGAGGCCGAGCACCUUUGGGAACAAUGUUGGAGGGAAUGUGAGCACAAUGCAAAGUGUCUUUAAAAGCAUGUUGUGAUGCACACAUUUUGUAAUUCCUUUGUUGCUGUUGUUGAUGUAGCGACCAUGUAAAACAUUCCAGAUUACCCACGGUUCUGAAGCAGCGGUCUCAUCCCUUCCUCACAUGUGGCAAGUCACUUUUCAGAUCGGUGCAUACUGCCCUCCGCAGAGCGGGGCCUGCCUCGCUGAGAGCCGGAGCCUGGAAUGAGCCCCACUCUGGGAAGCUUCAUUGCUUUGUCCAAAGUACCAGCCAAAUUAGAAAGAUGAUUCCAGGAGGCGUGGCCAAAAAAGUGUGGCUCAGGGUUUUGCUUUAAGGUAUCUUUGAGCAACUUUAUUAAUUUUUUUUUUCAUCAGAAGUGACCAAACAAAUUAAGAUGGUGAGACCUCUCUCUGAGACCAAAUCCCGGGCCUGUCUUGGCCCUAACUGCCCACAGAAUGGAUCAUGUUCCCCUUAUGUUGAAGUGACCACUUACUUGCUCUCCUGCCUCCUUGAAGGAAAAAAA